UUCAUCCCCUGGAUUUUCUAAAUCCAGGACCCUCCACGCCACCUAACUGCCUCUUGCCUGGACUACACAUGCAGCAGUAGCAGACUUGGAGUGCCCCUCUCUCUCAUCCCCAAACAACAGUUGCAUCUUGCACAACUGUUUCUUGAUGGGUUUCUUCCUCUGAUACAUCAUUCCCUUGGGUGAUCUUUCCCUUUCCAGUGUGGUGCGAAGCGCUUUCCGGCGUAUAGCUUACCUUUGCUUGUGUGCUGUUCCUGAGUGGAAUAAAGCCAGAGCGUGCAUUCUUGUGGCUUGGGAUAGGUAGGAUUCUUCCUUCUUCCACAGCCAUGUGCUGGAUGCAGCUUUGAGCUUUGGUAAUUGCUUCUAGGCUCUAGCCACCCCCAGUCCCAGCUUUAGCCAUCAAGAUCCAGCACCAAAAAGUCUUGAGCUGCAUUGUAGUGAGGGUUUGUCUUGUCCCCUAGCUUGGCCCGCUCUUCACUCCUCAUAUUAUCUGUCCUUACUCUGGCACCAGAUCAAAGAUCAAGAACACAACUCCCUGUUUCCCGAGGAGAAAAGGAAUCAGGGACAGGAGGCUCAAGCAGCAGCAGACUCUCCUCAAGGUACUAGUGCUAAAUUACGCUGGAUUGGUGAUCUUUCUUGUGUUCUUUUUGUUCUGAAGAAGCUAUUUGGGGGGAAGCUCCUGUAUUAAUUGGGUCCAAGAGGGGCUACAGAUGCAACAAUCAUAAGUAUGAAGCAGAUGAAGCUUCUCUGAGGAAGGAAGGAAGGAAGAAGAAGAAGCUCUUGAUUUCUUUGCAUGGAGAAGGAGGCCAUGGGGGGGCAUGUAAAUAUAAUGCUGCCACUGGAGAACCUGAGCUCGGAUCUCCCCAACGGUGGAGUCGUACUUGGCCAUGACAAGGAAAUCUCAACUCUGCAUGAAGAGAUUUCUGCUCUGAGAUCGAGGCAGAGGCAUCUCAACCGGAGGAGACGUGAGGCGCUGGACAAGCUCAUAGACCUGAAAGGAAGCAUCAGGGUGUUCUGCCGAGUCCGGCCGUCGAUCUCAACCAGCAACAUCAAGAUCAAAUCACCAGUUACUGUCGAACAAGAGAACAUCCUAGUUCGGGCAGUGGGGAUCAAGAAAGAUUUCAGUGUUGAUCGGGUGUUUGAUCAGGAGUCAACGCAAGAUGAUGUGUUCCAUGACGUGAAGCCAAUCCUCCGAUCUGCACUUGACGGGCACAACGUCUGCAUCCUUGCUUUCGGCCAAACUGGGACCGGAAAGACCUAUACAAUGGAAGGAACUAGCGAUAACCUCGGCGUCGUGCCUCGAGCGAUUCAGGAGCUGUUCUCUCAUGCUGCUCAAGAUACUUCAUCCACAUAUUCUUUCUCCAUAAGCAUGCUUGAGGUGUACAUGGGAAGUCUCAGGGACUUGUUGGCACCAAGGCAGCAGCCUCUCUUCAGGUCCACAGAAGGCAAUACAACUUGUAACCUCAGCAUUCUAGCAACCACAAGUGGCUCCGUGCAAGUCGAGGGGCUUACCGAUGUCGCAGUACCGGACCUCAAGAAAGCCAACCAGUGGUACUGCAGAGGGCGGCGAUCCCGGUCGACAUCCUGGACAAAUGUCAACAAUGUUUCGAGCCGAUCACACUGUUUGACAAGAAUUACCAUAAGGAGAUGUGGAGGUGUGAGUGAGCAAGUCAGCAAGCUGUGGCUCGUGGAUCUUGGUGGCAGCGAGCGGUUGCUCAAGACUGGUGCAUCUGGGUUGACAAUGGAUGAGGGUAAGGCUAUAAACCUGUCUCUGUCAGCUCUUGGAGAUGUCAUCGCUGCACUAAGGAGAAAGAGAAGCCAUGUUCCAUACAGAAAUAGCAAGCUUACCCAGAUUCUCAGUGAUUCCCUCGGCGAUGGCUCAAAAGUUGUUAUGGUGGUGCACAUCAGCCCUUCCAAGGACGACGUGGGCGAGACAAUUUGUUCGCUGGGCUUUGCGAAAAGAGCCAUGCUGAUAGAAUCCAGCAGAGAGCUUUCAGAGGACCUGAAAAUGUUGAAGCGGAAGCGGCUCGCGGAGCUCGACAAGGAGAUGCGCGACGCCGAGCAGGAGCUCGGGGUUCUGAAUGAGCAAAUAAGGAUCGCCGAGACGUCGGCGGCGGAGGAGAGGAAGACGCUCUCUCCCUCCGUCGCCUGUCAGGCUCUCAGCGACGAGAAGGGGUCGCCCAGAAGCAUUCUGGUGUCAGGGCAUGUUGAUGAUGCCGCGGACAGCCCUCAGGCAACCCAGAGGGCCAAGAGCAGGAUGAUGGUCCAUCAUGGGUCAGUCCCUCACUUCAUGUCCGCAACGGUGUGCAGCCGUCAAAGGCACGGCGCGGCAACCCAUUCCGCCGGUAAACCGAGGCUGACAAGAUCAGUGAACGCCUACUCAUCUAAGCCCGGCGGGAGCCAGUCGUUCAGCCACUCCGCAUCCAAGGCUAGGUCGUCGGUGGCAUUCUCAUCCGGUGAGCCUAGGCUGAAAUACUUGUCUGUCAAAUCCGAUCAGAUCAACGUAAGCAGCAACAGCAUCGAUUCGACGGCGGCGUCGGCGCCUCGGCCUCGGCCAAGGGAGAGCUUUGUUUCCAGGCCGGUGCAGAGAGCUCCCCUGCAUCAGCACAGGAGAAGGAUGUCAUGCUUAACCUGAGCUCACAGAAAUACUGCAUACAGAUUGCAUACCACUGAUUGUGACUUGUUGUUUCGUGGCCAAAUGUUUUGGAAACUACCAUGUCUACAGCUGUUUGAUAAGUAGUUUGGUUGUGUUAACUUGUGUAACUACUGGAGGGCCCUUCCUUUGCUCUUUUUGGUUUCAAACGGAAGGGCACAAGGAUGUGAGCGUGAGGGGUAUGGUAAAUGUUGUAACUGUAAUUGGAUUUGGCUAAUUCUUUUGAUUGCUCUGUUGAAUUGUAAUUUGAAAAGGAAAAACAAAUGCAGUA
Messenger RNA from Triticum dicoccoides, 2921 nucleotides. Its product is annotated as kinesin-like protein KIN-14O. The transcript is spliced from 11 exons. The record is from RefSeq and is a predicted model, not a curated record. Gene Ontology annotation, biological process: microtubule-based movement. Bases 791 to 2632 code for a protein of 613 amino acids. Lineage: Eukaryota; Viridiplantae; Streptophyta; Magnoliopsida; Poales; Poaceae. Gene Ontology annotation, molecular function: ATP binding; microtubule motor activity; microtubule binding. Gene Ontology annotation, cellular component: microtubule cytoskeleton.